Messenger RNA from Chaetomium fimeti, 1283 nucleotides. Its product is annotated as mitochondrial carrier domain-containing protein. The transcript is spliced from 2 exons. Gene Ontology annotation, molecular function: L-ornithine transmembrane transporter activity. Bases 268 to 1227 code for a protein of 319 amino acids. The record is from RefSeq and is a predicted model, not a curated record. Lineage: Eukaryota; Fungi; Ascomycota; Sordariomycetes; Sordariales; Chaetomiaceae. Gene Ontology annotation, biological process: mitochondrial L-ornithine transmembrane transport.
AGGCGACUGAAGAAUGCUGGCUCGGCACACUUUGACUUGUCGGCCCCACUAACCCCGAGCUGUUCGGCUGUCGCUGGUCCGAUACCGCAUCUGUGGGUCAGUGAGACCCCGAAUUUCCUCCCGCACAUCCGACACAUCAACAAAGAUGGCUCCUAUAAGACGUCUAUGCGUUCCCUAAACGCCAAUUGCCAGCCCACUGCCGUGCUGGGUCGUCUCCUCCGUCUUGCGCCACCGCCUCCCUCCCGACCGUCCCCCGGAUCAGCCCCAAUGGCAACCAACAUAACCAUACAGUCCCCAGCCCCGGCACCGGAGCCUGCGCAACCACCACCACAAACCCCAACCAAGUCCAAUAAGAAUUAUAAAGGCUUUGUAGCAGGCGUCUUCUCGGGGAUAGCCAAGCUCUCCGUCGGUCACCCCUUCGACACGAUCAAAGUCCGGCUCCAAACAACCACAUCAACACGCUUCUCCGGCCCGUUGCAAUGCCUCACACAAACCCUCCGCCAUGAGGGGCUAGUGGGACUCUACAAGGGCGCGACGCCGCCGCUGGUGGGGUGGAUGUUUAUGGACAGCGUGAUGCUGGGUUCGCUGUCGGUGUACCGGCGGCUGGUCAAGGAGCAGCUGUUCGACAGCGCGGCGGCGCUGCCGGCGCACGGGCACGGCCUGGCCGGGGUUCUGGCGGGCGCGACGGUCAGCUUCGUGGCGGCCCCCGUCGAGCACGUCAAGGCGCGCCUGCAGAUCCAGUACGCCGCGCGCAAGCGCGACCGCCUCUACAGCGGGCCCGUGGACUGCGUGCGGAAGGUAUGGGCGAGCCACGGAAUUCGGGGCGUCUACCACGGACUACAGGCAACCUUGUUGUUUAGGAGCUUCUUCUUCUUUUGGUGGGGCAGCUACGACUUGUUCUCGCGCUGGAUGCGGCAGCGCACGAACUUGAGCGCUCCGGCGAUCAACUUCUGGGCGGGUGGGUUGAGCGCGCAGGUGUUUUGGAUCAUGAGCUACCCGAGCGAUGUGGUGAAGCAGAGGAUCAUGACAGAUCCGCUGGGGGGCGGGUUGAAUGACGGGAUCAAGAGGUUCCCGAGAUGGAAGGACGGUUGCAAAGGCAGUUUUACCGGGAGAGCGGGUGCUAUGGGGUACUGGCGCGGUUUCUUGCCCUGUUUUCUACGGGCGUUUCCUGCAAAUGCAAUGGCGCUGGUGGCGUUUGAGGCGGCAAUGCGGUCGUUGCCGGAAUGAGUUGCUAUUUACAGUUGGUUGAGCGCUGGAGACGGAGGCGAGGCUCUUUGAUCACA